This is a messenger RNA of Sphaeramia orbicularis (orbiculate cardinalfish), 1623 nucleotides long. Its product is annotated as protein FAM49B-like. NCBI's taxonomy places the organism in Eukaryota, Metazoa, Chordata, Actinopteri, Kurtiformes, Apogonidae. Gene Ontology annotation, molecular function: small GTPase binding. Gene Ontology annotation, biological process: regulation of actin filament polymerization. The coding region runs from base 151 to 1131 and encodes 326 amino acids. The transcript is spliced from 11 exons. The record is from RefSeq and is a predicted model, not a curated record.
CGGAGCAGCGCGCGCCCUGUUCCGGGUUCACGAGCCUCUGGUAGAGGAGGCGGACCCGGACCCGGACCCGGACGCACCUGGACCACCGACGACUGCACGGACACCGGACGCACCGAACCGACCGCGGAACGCCCACCGGACCGGCUGAAGAUGGGGAACUUGAUCAAGGUGUUGACCAGAGACAUCGACAACAACGGAGGAAACUUCUUCCUGGACUUUGAAAACGCCCAGCCCUCGCAGUCGGAGACAGCGCUCUGGGAGGAGGUGAACCAAGUCCUGACGGAGGCCCGGGUGGUUCUGGAGGACCUGCAGUCGUACCGAGGAGCCGGGGAGGAGAUCCGUCAGGCCAUCCAGAGUCCAGGUCAGGAGGGGGUCCAGCAGAAGGCCUGGUCCGCUGUGGUUCCUCUGGUGGCCAAACUCAAGACCUUCUACGAGUUCUCGCAGAAGUUGGAGUCCAGUCUGAUGCGUCUCCUCGUCGUCCUCACCACCUCUGGGGCCACGCCCACUCAACACCUGGAGCACAAACAGGCGCUGGCACGACAGUUCGCACACAUCCUGCACUUCACCCUGCGCUUCGACGAACUCAAGAUGACUAACCCUGCCAUCCAGAAUGACUUCAGUUAUUACCGCAGAACCAUCAGCCGCAUGAGGAUCAACAACCUGACUGCAGAUGCAGUAAAUGAGGUGAACAACGAACUGGCCAAUCGCAUGUCUCUGUUCUACGCCAGUGCCACGCCCAUGCUGAAGACACUCAGCGACGCCACCAUGAAGUUUGUGUCAGAUAAUCCAGACGUCCCCAUUGAAAACACCACAGACUGUCUGAGCACCAUGGCCAGUGUGUGCAAAGUGAUGCUGGAUACACCGGAGUACCGCAGUCGUUUCACCAGUGAUGACACAGUGUUGUUCUGCCUGCGGGUCAUGGUGGGCGUCAUCAUCCUGUAUGACCACGUUCAUCCGGCCGGCGCCUUCGUGAAGACCUCCAACAUCGACAUGAAAGGCUGCAUUCGGGUGCUGAAGGAGCAGCCGCCCAGCAGCGUGGAGGGAUUACUAAACGCUCUCAGGUACACCACCAAACAUCUGAACGACGAGACUACCUCCAAGCAGAUCCGAAACCUUCUGCAACCAAACUAAAGGGGCCGGUCCGGGGCGGGGUUCUGGUCCGGACAUGUGACCCAGAACGCCUGGACCCACCUUGUUCCGCCUGGUUCUGCUCCUGCUGUUCUUUCAUAUGGGAUCAUCGGUUUUAUUUGGGUGUAAAAACGGUUCAUUCUACGACAAAUGCUGAGCUCCGCCUACUUCCACGGCACAUCGGAUCCAGGAACGACAACCAUGAAUGAGGCGUUCAAUGACAGGACAGAGUGUUGGUCACCUGGGUUUCAUGACCUUUACACCCACAGAUACUGAUAAAUGUCUGAGGUCCUGAUGGACUGGGUCUGACUAGGUCCACGGACUGUGGUCUGUCAGCAACCAGAGACACACCUUUAACCCUUCAAAUAACCCUUUAAUGAACCCUUUAAGCUUUUAAUUAACCCUUCAACCCUUUAAUUAACCCUUUAACCCUUUAAAUAACCCUUUAAUUAAUCCUUUAACCCUUUAAAUAACCUUUUAGCCCUUUAAUUAACC